UAAGCAGAGCUGCCAUACUGACCGAAUAAUCCUGUGUGAAAGUAAAAGCGGAAUUAAUUAAUUUAACUGUAUUAGAUUAAGAAACCAACGUUUGUGGGAUGUCCAAGUUGAGGUCUGGUGCACAUCAGGCGCCAUCCUGCGGUGCUGGAUUUGAUGAGGCGGAGGCGGUCAAGCUGUGGAUCCACUGCAGCAGGUGCUACGAACUGUUUGCUGAGAAGAAGUUCAACUUCUUCAUGCUCGCCUGUCACCACGUUUUCUGCGAAAAGUGCAUCAAGGUGGCGGCCGGACGCACGCCCACCGACGCCCCCAUCUACGAGUGCUCCACCUGCAAGCAGAGUGUCCGCGGCCGCCAGGUGACCAACACGAUGCCCAAGCACUUCAAGGACUUCUUCCACCCGGAGCCCUGCACCCUGGCCAACGACCUUGUCGAGAAGUUCCAGCGGCGCAACCACCGGCACUUCGACAGGUUCAAGGAGAGAAAGGAAGUCGAGAUGAACAAGUUGAACAAGGACAUCGAGUUGGCCAGGACCUUGUGCCAAAAGCGCUUGCAGGAGAUGCAGAUGCUGCGCGUGGAGCGCAAGAAACUUUCGCAGCGGAUGCGGCAUAUAAAACUAGAAAAUCAAAAGGCGGAAAUGCUAAGAAUUGCCCAGGCCAAUCUGAACCGUUCAUUGGAGACGACGAAGUCAUCAUCACCUGCACCGGACUUAAUUCGUGGACGCAUUCGAGGUCGUGGAGCCUCUCAGGCGCCAAGUCGACGAAGUUCUAGGGACUCGAAUCGCAGUUCUCAAGCUAAGCGAAGGCAGGUCACCGGCUUUAGGCAUCAGCCAAACCACUCUUUCAAUCUUUAAACUAAUAUUUAAAUAAGAAAAACUGUUACCCUUACUUACAAUAUCGAUAAGUAAAUUAGCUUGAAACUCAUGUAAAUAGCUUGAGACUAAGAAAGUAGGAUAUUCUGAUAAUGUACAAUUCGUUACGUUUUUGUUUGUGAUCAAAGGUACAUUAACCAUUACUUACACAAUAUCAAUAAGA
Molecule: messenger RNA, 1029 nt
Organism: Drosophila suzukii
Lineage: Eukaryota; Metazoa; Arthropoda; Insecta; Diptera; Drosophilidae
Gene: vilya
Product: vilya
Biological process (GO): reciprocal meiotic recombination; homologous chromosome pairing at meiosis; protein sumoylation
Cellular component (GO): synaptonemal complex
Molecular function (GO): SUMO transferase activity
Source: RefSeq, a predicted model, not a curated record